Messenger RNA from Knipowitschia caucasica, 741 nucleotides. NCBI's taxonomy places the organism in Eukaryota, Metazoa, Chordata, Actinopteri, Gobiiformes, Gobiidae. The record is from the annotation of a GenBank genome assembly.
AUGAAGAAGCAGGUGACGUUUGCUCAGAGCCGCACAGAGAAGCUGCAGAGACACAAGUUUUCUCUGCCGACUGAGUCCAAGUCUGCUGCAGAUGAGUGGCGCCUGGAGCCCCGGAGGUUCUCCACCCCUAGUGGCCACAAAGGCGCAGUGCACAUCCACCAGAGCCUGGCCACGGCCCCAUUCCUCACACGCUCCAGCCUGACCCCGGCUCAGAGGCAGUACCUGUACUCUGUGGCCUCGUCCCAAAGUCCAGACCGAGUCCGAGACCUGAUCUGCUCCCACUACCUAAACAUAGUGCACCGCUGCACCUCCACUGAGGAUCCUGACGAGCCGUCUCAUUCCUCCGGCCUACUCCUCCUGUCUCCUCCUCUGGUCUCCUCCUCCUGUCUCCUCCUCUUGUCUCCACCUCCUGUCUCCUCCUCCUGUCUCCACCUCCUGUCUCCUCCUCCUGUCCCCACCUUCUGUCUCCUCCUCCUGUCCCCACCUCCUGUCUUCUCCUCCUGUCCCCACCUCCUGUCUCCUCCUCCUGUCUCCACCUCCUGUCUCCUCCUCCUGUCUCCACCUCCUGUCUCCACCUCCUGUCACCACCUCCUGUCUCCACCUCCUAGUGUCUCCACCUCCUGUCUCCACCUCCUGUCUCCUCCUCCUACUGUCUCCACCUCCUGUCUCCUCCUCCGUUCUCCUCCUCCUGUCUCCACCUCCUGUCUCCUCCUCUUUUCUCCACCUCCUGUCUCCACCUAA